This is a messenger RNA of Mycena citricolor, 2663 nucleotides long. Lineage: Eukaryota; Fungi; Basidiomycota; Agaricomycetes; Agaricales; Mycenaceae. The record is from the annotation of a GenBank genome assembly.
AUGCGUAGUCAGAGUCGGCGUCACGAUCAUCAUUGCGCGUCGUCAGCCUGCCUUGUCACGGUGGCGGUGAACGGAAUCACUUCUGUCGACCUUUUGAUCGCGAACUCAUCCUCACCAGAAAAGUCGUCAAGCGCGAUGGCCAAUGCAACUCAGCAGCCUGUCUCGGUCACUAUCACGCUGGAGGAAGAAGACCGAAUCGUCAAUGCCCGCAUCAUGAACGAUGACAAGCCUAUAAAGCGCGUUAUCAAGAAAUUCCACAACUACACUCAAAUCUCCCACCCUCCUCCGUUUCCUAUCAUAACAGUCGCAUCACCAGGCAGCGCGGCGACGCAGAGCGCAACGCCACUAGAAGAUGCGCGCGAGGCGUUUCUACUGGAAUUGACGUCCUUCGAGUUAAUGUUGAGGAAGAGCGUGAUGAUCUGCGAGGCUGAAGCGAGACAGGUCGAUGAAUACGAAAGGGAGACAAGGAGAAUAAAUGACGAGCAUGGGACAUUACGCGGUCAAAUCGAACAGUUGAAGACUGCCCUCGAACAGGAGCAGCUUAUGCGCAAGAGAAAGAUGGAGUACGAGUUUGUCGCUGAGAAAGUGAAUACACUCCCAAGUAGGGAAGAGCUGGAACUGAGUAUCAAGUCUCUCGAAAACGACAUGGCCACGAUACGGGAUGAACAUGAGAGACAGAACCGGGCAAUUCACACUCAAAAGGCUGCUUUAGAUGCCAUUGUCACCGACUUGAACGCGCUGCGAUCGUUGGGUCCAGAGUCUGCGGCAAUGAACGAAAUCCCUCCAGAGGAUGCAGAGGUCCCUGACGUGGAACCUGCGAAGAUGGAGAUAUCCACCAGUAUGGAUGUCGAGGAGGCGGGAUCUGAGCCUGUCGAGCCCAAAGGAGACGAUAUUGAAAUGGGAGAAGUCGAAGAACCACCCGAGAUCAAAGCCCACCAUAGAUCGAAACAGCGACUGGAGGAGCGAGAAGAGGGAGAGGCUAGUGACCCCGAGAGUAGCGACUUGUCCGAACCCCCAGACGACAUUUGAAUACCAUUCUAACUAGCUGUAGAUCCCGAUCCGGGAGCUCAUGGUGGCGGCGGAAGAGUUACUGCCAUCAAAUCCCGAGCGCAGGUUACUUCCUGCCCAUACUCCUCCGCUGCCAAAUUACCGAUGGCAGUCAUGACUUGCUUGGCCGACUCGUCGACGUCGUCGUCCCCUCGGUAACGGGCUGAAAAAUGAUUGAGGAUGAGACGUUUGGCUCGGAUGCGUUUGGCGAAGGCGCCCGCCAUCUGAGGUGUUGAAUGGCCCCUGGAGCGUGUUCUCUUCUCGACGCUCUGGAAGGUGUCCGACUCCUUGGCCUCUGAUUCGAUCCCGGGCAGAUGUGCGUUGGUCGCUUCAUGAAUGAGCAGGUCCGCGUCCAUGGCCAUCGACGCGAUUGGGGAGGGAUUGUUCGUGUCCCCGAGGAUGACUACUUUGCGACCCGGUUUUCGUGGCGGGCCGUGCAAGAUGGUUCCAUCAGUCAGCUCGACACUGUUCCCCUGCUGCAGUUGGCUCAUCACGGCGAUGGGGGUGUUCGUCCUCUUGAGCUCUGGAAUGUACUUUUUCGGGUCCAUCUUGCCCGGAAGAGACUUUUCUGUGAUCACGUAUCCGAUGCAUGGAACAGAGUGGUAGAUAGGGGCGGCUGAUACGGACACGGAGCCGUUUUCGAGAAUGUUGGACCACACCCCGUCAAUUUGAGGGAUGUUGCGGCCAAAUGGUGAUUCGGCACGGUGUCGCGGAAGAGCGCAAUGGUCCCCGUUUGGAGGAUCUCGGCGAGAACGUAGUUCGUGGACGACGUAUGCGUUGCCCAGCAGGGUGUGGGUGAUCGGUCAAUGAGAUCAGAGAAAGUUGGAAAGCUGAUAUCGGCGCACGGGAUUGUUCACGUCGAUAUGCGAUCGAACGUCCUCUGCUCCGUCCGUCCCUCCGUGUCCACCGAGAAGGCCUGCAAGAAGAGGGCCAACACCAAAACAAUGAUCCCCUUCACCCACAAUCAGUCGGUUUGAGUGAUAGUGACGAGUAAUGCGCACCGUGUAGAUGCGUCAGAAAUAUUUUCUCGAUCUUCCCCAUCUUGACUGCACUUUUUUGUAGCCUCGACUGUGUUCCCUCUGCCCGAAUAUUACACCCCAACCCGGAAUCAAAGAGGCCGAGUGUACCAACCUCCGCAGUCAAAUAACCAGACAUCAGCCGAGAGGCGGAACGCGAGGGACGAAUGGACGCGAGUCGAGGAUGGUUGCGCAGAGGCAGUUCCGAGGAAGGUCACUUCCAUAUCCAGUGGAGCUUUAGCACCCGCAUUAUCUUUAUCGCUCUUUUUCGAUUUGGGGGUAUUAGCGGGCUUGGUCGUCGAGGCAGAUACUGCCGUCGAAGCCAUUCUCUGAGUGAUGUGAGAAAGAAAUCAACGACAGUUGGGUAUUGUCACACCCGCGCAAGUAUAUGUUUAGUAGAAAGAGUUGAAAUGACUCCGACGCUGCGAAUAAGAGAUCUCAUGCAUGUGCUCUGACUCGGAAUGCUCGAAACUUGAAGUUUAAUGCGGUGGCAUAAGUCAAGAAGGUGAUAGGCGUCAUACCUGUAGAAUAUGAAUUUCAGCCAAUCUCUAGUCCCAGUUUCAGUGCAGGGCCUGAGUUGAGUUGCAGUUAACAUUAAGA